AUGCCUUAUAGCCCUACCAACUCCUUCCCUGACAAGGAGCCUGCGCGUUUCCUGCCAGUGCUCUUCGUGUGUACUAUCAUCUUCGCUCUAUGGGCCAUAUACAACUUUGUCCAUAUCUUGCCGCUGCUGCAGUUCGACAGACCGACAGCUGUACGUCGUGAAAUGGCCCAACGAGGAUGGAUUGAGCUGGUCAUAUUCAACGCCCUCUUCGCCAUGCUACUUGUGUGCUACACUCUAUGUGUUGUUACUAGUCCUGGGGAGAUACCAAACACUGAAAAGUGGUUGUAUAAUGGAGGAGGAGAAGACGAGCCUGUUGGAGCUGAUCUUUCCGGACUGGAUGCACAAGAGAAGAAGCGGAGUGGGGAGAGGAGACACUGUAAAUGGUGUGGGAAGUUCAAACCCGACAGAUGUCAUCAUUGCCGAGUCUGCAAGAGAUGUGUGUUGAAGAUGGACCAUCACUGCCCAUGGAUAUACAAUUGUGUUGGCUUCCGUAACCACAAGUACUUUUUCCUACUGCUCUUCUAUGCAACACUCACGGCUCACUUUGUGUGGAUCACUAUGAUCGAAUCGGUGAGAUUGGGAAUUGAGCCUUUAGGACGAGUCUUCCUACUGGUAUUUGGCAUGGUCCUCUCAUCUCUCUUCGGGUUACUGUUGACAGUGUUCUUUGCUUUCCACAUAUGGUUGGCGUUCAAGGCGAUGACCACUAUAGAGUACUGCGAGAAGUCUAGCAAGAAACAAGACUAUACUGGGUCUAUGUAUCAUCGUGGAUGCUACGGCGACUUCAUAGCAGUAGUUGGGCCGAAUCCUUUCUUUUGGCUUUUGCCUAUAGCAUAUGGUAGAGGCGAUGGGAUGACUUUCACCAGCAACAACAGUGAGGGGAGUCGGAAGGUGUCUGUGACUAGCAGCUAUGACAAGCAUCGUAUAGGGAGUGAUGGAAAAGGAGAGGGUUCGUCUCGGUCUACUCUCGAGGAUCGUAGUGCCGACACCAAACGGGUGGCCAAAUACAUGGAGGAGGAUGAACAGCGUGCCCCGGAGUCGAGCGAGCCGCUACUGUGA
Messenger RNA from Perkinsus marinus ATCC 50983, 1056 nucleotides. Its product is annotated as zinc finger protein DHHC domain containing protein, putative. The coding region runs from base 1 to 1056 and encodes 351 amino acids. Lineage: Eukaryota; Perkinsozoa; Perkinsida; Perkinsidae. Gene Ontology annotation, cellular component: endoplasmic reticulum; Golgi apparatus. Gene Ontology annotation, biological process: peptidyl-L-cysteine S-palmitoylation; protein targeting to membrane. The record is from RefSeq and is a predicted model, not a curated record. The transcript is spliced from 13 exons. Gene Ontology annotation, molecular function: protein-cysteine S-palmitoyltransferase activity.